Molecule: messenger RNA, 1326 nt
Organism: Ziziphus jujuba (common jujube)
Lineage: Eukaryota; Viridiplantae; Streptophyta; Magnoliopsida; Rosales; Rhamnaceae
Product: RING-H2 finger protein ATL74-like
Exons: 1
Coding region: 563-1075 (170 amino acids)
Biological process (GO): protein ubiquitination
Molecular function (GO): transferase activity
Source: RefSeq, a predicted model, not a curated record
CUCUGUUAAAGAAACUUUUCAUUUGGAGAAUGCUAGAAUCUAAUCAAGCUCGUAGAGGGACUAGCUAAAGUAGCUGGUGGUGGAUGACAACAAGAAGAUAUUUUGAUUUCCCAAAACCAGAUUUUUUUCUUUUUUCUUUGACCCUCUUGUUCGGUGCCUUUUAGAUUGAGCUUAUAAUAUAAGGGUUGGGCAAAAUUCUAUCUCAGUCGACCUCAAGGGACCAUUGAUGAAGCAUAUAAACAUAGGCCGAUUUUUGCAUAAUGUGGUCCCAAAUUAGGAUAAAACCACCAUCUUCAACUCAAAAGCUCCUUCUUCAUUCUCUUCCUCAUCCAUUUGUCUCCAACUAGCUCCCUAUCUCUGCCUUUUUCUCUGUUUUUUUUUAUCUGUUUAGGAAUAAUUUACAAACACUUGGUACUCGUCUUUUUCUCGACCUCAAUUUGAACAGCAAAAUAAAUAUCCAUUAUUAUUACAUAUUGGUUUUUCUAUCGGCAAACUUUUUGUCCUUCAAAAGUUGAUCAACUUCAAAGUAUUGGCACAUAUACACAUAUAUUAUAUAGUAGUCAUGGUGCACCGGCUUUUACUUCACUCGGACCCCUACAUGCCGCCGACCAUGGCAAACGUUUCGAGCACCACCGACUCGAAUUCCGGCGCAAUGGAUUUCGACGGCAACAUGGUGAUAGUACUAGCGGCCUUGCUAUGCGCUUUGAUGUGCGCUCUCGGGUUGAACUCGAUCGUUCGGUGUGUUCUGAGGUGCGGCCACAGGUUUGGAAUGGAGACACGAGAGCAGGCUACAGAGAGAUUAGCCAUUAUGGGGCUCAAGAACAGUGUGUUGAGUCAGAUUCCGGAGCUGGUGUACGGAGAGGGAGUGAACAUUCCGGCGACGGACUGUCCGAUUUGCCUCGGAGAGUUUGGAGAAGGUGAAAAGGUAAGGAUUUUGCCAAAGUGCAGUCAUGGUUUCCAUGUGAAAUGCAUUGAUACUUGGUUGGCUUGGCAGUCUUCUUGCCCCUUGUGCCGGCGACCAUUGCUGGACCAUUUAGCGGCUUCGGGUUCUAGUACUCUGGAUGGGAACCGGUAACGAAGCUGAGGAAUUUCAUGGUCGUUUUGGAUUUUAUUUUUUUUUAAUAAAUAUAUGAAAAAGGCAAAUAUUGAAUAUUAAUUAGUUGAAUCCCACAUCGAUUGCCGCUUGGUACAGCCUCCUUUCAAGCUUUUCAGUACAUUAAGGAAUCUGCGAUUGGCUUUAAGCUUAGAUAGGUAAUUUUAAGAAUCUUUUUGUACUCCUUAUCAAAGUUACCUAUGUUUCAUUUGAACAGUUUGGUUAUUUGCCAA